Molecule: messenger RNA, 1486 nt
Organism: Bolinopsis microptera
Lineage: Eukaryota; Metazoa; Ctenophora; Tentaculata; Lobata; Bolinopsidae
Product: sperm flagellar protein 1-like
Exons: 10
Coding region: 27-1199 (390 amino acids)
Biological process (GO): regulation of cytoskeleton organization
Cellular component (GO): axoneme
Molecular function (GO): microtubule binding
Source: RefSeq, a predicted model, not a curated record
AUGAUUACAGAAUCUAGCUAUGAGUAAUGGAUGAAGAUUCAAUACAGCUACUUUAUGCUUGGAUUGAUGAAAUUGUUCUCUCCCGACCCAAGAGAAACAUAACUCGAGACUUUAGCGAUGGAGUACUGGCCGCUGAGACUAUAGCCCACUUUCUGCCGAAUUUGGUGGAACUACACAAUUACACUCCAGCAAAUAACUCUCAACAGAAGAGAACCAAUUGGGAAACUCUUAACAGGAAAGUUUUCAAGAAGUUUGACUUCAAUGUUCCACCAAACAUUAUAAAUGGCAUCAUCUUGUGCAAGCCUGGAGUUAUCGAGAUUGUUCUACACAACCUGCGUGUUAAGAUCCUGAACUAUAAGAAGCAACAAGACCAGGAAAGUGAAAUUGAUCUGAACGAACUCAACGCUGAGACUGACUCGUGGAGCAAUGGGCACCAGAAUGCCUAUUAUCAAAACAUGCCAGCAGGUCCACAAAUGGGACCAGGUCAACAAUACCAAGCUCAACACCCAGUCCAGCACCCUGUCCAGCACCCUGUCCAGCACCUCCCCCAACACUACCCCACCUCCCAGCUGUACAGCAACCCUGAGGGUGGUCACGUGACCAGACAUCCUAACCAGCCUGCUCAUCCUAACUUUCCUAAUAGACAGGAGUCACGAUAUACACCCAAAUUGCCAGUCGUCAAACAUGUGAAUCAUUCAAAUCGAUAUGUCAUCUCAAGUGCAGUAUCACACAUUCCCAUCUCAAGUGCAGUGUCACGCAUUCCCAUCUCAAGUGCAGUGUCACGCAUUCCCAUCUCAAGUGCAGUGUCACGCAUUCCCAGCUCACCCUGUCACACAAUUGUAAGUAAGGCUGAUCAGCAAUCCAAUGGUGCGCUUGCAACGAUUCCUUUCGAUGGAGAACAAGUUAAAAAGAAGAAGACGCCUAAAAAGAAGAAGACUCCCGUAUCGACUCAAAGUCCUGCUAAGUUAGCUAGCACGGAAAGAUCAAGGUCGAUGCCCAGUUCUUUGGCUCACUUAGACCACGAAUCUAGAAUCUACAUUCAGGAACGGGAACAAGCUCUUCUCCAGAGUCAGGAAACAACACAAAUUCUCCAAAGCAAAAUCAGCCGAUUGGAACAUCUUUUGCAACUAAAAGAUCUUCGGAUUGAAGACUUGGACAUGAGACUUAAGGCUGCUCUUGGAGGUCGGCCAAUGAGAUGAAAUUAAAAUAUGGACAAAUUAAGUUGUGAAUGCAAAGAUUUGAAAAUAUUUUAUGUAUUAGGACGAAUAGGCACAGGUUGCCGCACGAUUUAGUUUCUGUAAAAUAAAUGCAUGUAGUUUGAAGGACGUUCAGAUUAUUGACGAAGACUGAUCGGUUUAGACACGACCUAGUUGCUGCGCAUGUUGAGAAGUCAAUUGCAAGGACCUAGCAUUUAUUAGAUUCGGAGUAUUAUUUUCCUGGACCUUUUAGUAGUAAUGCUAAACAAUCAAUUACUUUCGAAAAUUCA